Molecule: messenger RNA, 10353 nt
Organism: Bombus huntii
Lineage: Eukaryota; Metazoa; Arthropoda; Insecta; Hymenoptera; Apidae
Gene: apolpp
Product: apolipophorins
Exons: 26
Coding region: 109-10251 (3380 amino acids)
Biological process (GO): lipid transport
Molecular function (GO): lipid carrier activity
Source: RefSeq, a predicted model, not a curated record
AGCGUCCAUGCUUUUGUGGUGUUUCUCCCGUGGUCGCAUCUCCCGUGCCCCAGGCUGAUAUACAUUGUGCGACAGUGCGAGACUUAUCUGCCUACUAGGACAACGAUCAUGGGACAUCCACCUCGACUUAGGAAAGCGACCCUCGUUUGCCUCUUAUUUCUGUUCGUGGUUACCGAAUCAGCAUCUAAAUCAGGAUGCACAGUCGGUUGCCGUGGAAUGCACCCAAAAAAGGCGUAUCAGGAAGGGCAUACGUACGUAUACAACUUAGAGGGUACAUCGGUGACGUCUGUCACUGGCGCGCAAGGAGAUGCAACUCUUAAACUGGCAGCCACCGUAGAAUUGUCUGUGAAACCGGAUUGUGUGCAUCAACUGCGGUUGAAGAACGUCCAAAUCAACGGAGCGCCACCGUCGACACCAGACGUUGAACAAUUUCCGAUUCAAUUCAAUUACCACGAUGGCCAUAUUGACACUCAGCUCUGCACCGACUCAGCUGACUCCCAAGCAUCUCUUAAUAUCAAGAGAGCAGCUGUUUCCAUGUUUCAAUCGGCUGUUAUGCAGGAUAACGGUGUAACCACGCGUCACGAGACUGACGUGAUGGGAACCUGUCCAACAGAGUUUAACUUCCGCAAGGAAGGUGACUCUCUGAUCGUGAAUAAGAAUAGAAAUCUUGCUAUGUGUGCAUUCCGGGAGAACGUGGACCAGGCACUCGUAUCUGGCAGCAUGGACACAGCGGCUGGUUGGAAAUCCUCUCCAGUCCUCGGUUCGCAACAAUCGAUCGAGCAACGUUUCAAACGCGGUAUUUUAACCAAGGCUAUAUCCAAAGAAGUGUACAACCUCGUUCCAUUCAGCCAUGGAAGUGCCGGUGCCAAGACUAUUGUAGAAACUACAUUAACAUUAAAGAACGAAAAGAGUGACAAUCCCACCGCAGAAGUAUCCCAGCCAAAGUCUAUCAUAUUCGAAGCUCCACACCCAGUAUUGAAAUCCUCUCCGGAAGCCAUUAACAAUGCGUUGAAAGCUGCCAAAACUGAAGUAGCCUCACGGCGUACCGUGAGACCAGAAGCAGCUGCGAAAUUCGCUGAUCUUGUGAAGGUUCUCAGGUUAAGCAACAAGAAUGACAUCCUUUCUGUGUAUCGGAAGGUUCGUUCCGACAAAAAUGAUCAGAAGCUAUUACUGGAUGCUCUGUUCCAAACUGGAAGCGGUGAAGCAGCUGAAGUUGGAGUAGAACUAAUGAAGAGCAAAGAUCUCUCAACUGUCCAGACUCUUCUCUUCUAUGCCAGUCUAACUAUCAUUCGCCAUGUUCAUCUGCCAUCAGUGUCAGCCAUAACGACUCUUCUGGACCAGCCUAACCUACCCCGACUUGGCUACCUUGGAGUUGGUCAAGUAAUCGGCAAGUACUGCCAAGUACACUCCUGUGACAAUGUGCCAGAAGUGAAGCAGGCGGUGCACAAGAUUCGUGAGAAAGUAGGUAACGGCAAAACCAAGACCAGGGAACAGGAGAACAUCGUCGUCUCUGCUCUUAAAGCUCUAGGUAACACUCAGUUCCUUGAUGACGCUACCUUGCAGAAAUUGGCCAAUAUCGGUGCUGAUAAGAACGUACGAAAUCGUGUACGAGUCGCUGCUAUUGAAGCUUUGCCAACCAGGUGCACGAUGAAAUGGAAGAAUAUCCUGUUUAAGGUGCUAGCUGAUCGAGAGGAAGACAGUGAAAUUAGGAUCAAGUCUUAUUUGUCUAUGGUCGCCUGUCCUUGUCCACACACAGCCAGUCUUCUGAAAGAGGUGCUGGAUAAGGAGACUGUCAAUCAGGUAGGAUCUUUCAUCCAAAGUCACUUGAGAAACCUGAGAGCCUCGACAGAUCCUAGCAAACUGAAUGCCAAGAAUCACCUUGGACUGAUCAAGCCUCGAACAAAAUUCCCGGAAGACUUCAGGAAAUUCUCCUUCAAUAACGAAUUAUCUUAUAAGAUGGACUCGCUUGGUAUCGGUUCUACCCUUGAGAACAAUGUUAUAUACAGUCAAAAUAGUUUUGUGCCACGUUCCACAAACUUAAACAUGACAAUGGAGCUCUUCGGACGCAACUUCAAUUUUCUUGAAUUGAAUACACGUGUGGAGAAUUUGGACAGAGUGAUUGAGCACUACUUUGGACCCAAGGGAAAAGUCUGGGAGGUCUUGGACGACUUGAACACUGAAAGUACCAAUACCGCUACCUCGCUUGGUAAAUAUAUUAAGGAACGGUAUGAGAAAAUUAGACCUAAACGUGAUGUGAAACAGGCAGAAUUGGAUAAAUUCGCGAAGAAUGUGCACUUGAGAAACAACGAGGUCGAUCAGGAAUUAGAUGUAGACUUAUCUGCCAAAUUGUUUGGUGUCGAACUCGCGCACUUGAGCUAUCAAGGUGAUACCCACAAGCUGAAUCCUAAAGCCAUCAUCGACAAAAUCUUCGACAGCCUCGAGAAAGGCUUCGGCGUUGUCAAAGACUUAGACUACGACUUUGAGAACUGUCUCCAGUUUCUCGACAGUGAUUUAGUGUAUCCCACCGGUUUGGGAAGCGCAUUAAGUCUUGGCCUGACUGGAACAAGCGCACUUCGUUUGAAGACUGGUGGAAAACUAGAUCUCAAAGCUAUUUUGAAUGAUCCAAAGAACGCCGAAUUUAAACUCCUUACUGAAGCAAGUGUUUCUGUCAACAUCGUCGGAAAUAUGCUCGUAAAAGCACCUGGAGCCGAAUCUGGAAUGAAGAUCGUUACCACUCUUCAUUCAGCUACCAGCAAUGAAUUGAUUGCCUCCGUAUUAGACGGGCACGGCAUUGAUAUCCACUAUAGCAUUCCUGAGAAGACGCAGGAGAUCAUCAACGUGGAGAGCGAGGUCCUACUCUCCUCUGGAGCCAAAGGAAGUGAAUAUGUAGCUCCUAAAUUCGCAAAGGGCAAGGAACACUCCGGUUGCUUCGAACAACUAGCCAGUAUUCUUGGUAUAACCAUCUGCGGAAAAGUAUCAUAUCCUUAUCAAGAUCUAGGUACCGUUAUCCAAAAGCCUCUGUUCCCCCUAAGCGGACCAGCCAAAUUUGCAAUCACCUUGAAUAAUCCACAAAUCAACAAAUAUCACUUCAAACUUGACCUCAAUAUCAAAGACGAGAAGAAACGUUCCUUCGAACUUUUGCUGGACAAUGAAAGUAGCGGGUCUAACAAGCGUCUAGCGUUGAUCGUCGAAACAGGUGUGGAACCUAACAGGUACAUCAAAGCAGCUUUGGACACGCCUAUUAAGAAAGCUUCCGUGGAAGCUGUACUUAAGAAUACUCCAAAGGAACGUACUGUGAGUGUCACUAUUCUUCACGAUCAGGUAGAAUACUACGGUGUUAUAGGGGUAAUAGCUAGUGGAAGCAAAUACAAGCCUGUAUUGGAGUACAAGGUACCCGAGCAUGUCGUAAAACUUGCUGGCCCAGGGAAGCUGACACCAUACAAAUACAAUCUGGAAGGCACGAUAGAUGUUUCUGAUUACGAAGGUGGUCAAAAGUACGUGUUCGAAAAGGUAGCUUUCGUUAUUGGUGGUGCAAAAGUAAUUGUUGUUGAUGGUAAUCUCGCAUGGACACCUACCAGCAUUAACGUGGACACGGUUAUCAGUCAAGAAUCAAACAGGAACAUAGUAUUCAAAUUGGAUGGCAAGAAAAGCAACGACGACUACAAGCUCUCAGUUUCUGCCAUUCCAAACGAUCCGAACAGUGCAUUCAACCUGAACUGGGAGUUCAACAGAGAACCGAAUGAAAUGGGACAAAAGCUCGUGUUCAUUUACGGACCUGAUCCAAAGUCUGAAACCAAUCGCUUGUCCUUAACACAGAAAGUUGUUUACAAAUUAGAUCCCAAGGAUCUCCUUUGGUCUGUAUACAGCGAGCUCACGUACCCGGUGAUCAAUCUCAAAUUGAAGUACGAUGGAAAGCUAACCCGCAAAUCGGUCAAUACUGACAUCGAAGUGAAAUAUAAAUUGUUCAAGUAUGGGACCGAAUUAUCUGCCAAGAGAGACACGGAGAAACCUGGUGACUAUGAAGUUGAACUGGAAGUUGAAUUUAUGGAAAACAGCAUCGAAGUGAAAGGCAAGCGCAUCAUUCUGGAUGGACACAAGAGCCAAUUCACCAAUUCUCUCGAAAUGAAACCAGGUGGCAAAUACAGCGCCGAUGGGAUGGUGAUCCAUGAUAUUAGCAAGAACAACGUGAACCUACAACUGGAUGGACACUUAAAUCUGAAUGGAGUGAAGGUGAAAGUUGACACUGGUCUGGAGGCUAAUCCUCAACUUCUUAACUCUGUCAUCGAAAUGAAAGUCGAUGGUGCGACCUACAUCAACUUCCAAUUGAAGACCAAACAUAGUCCAAAUCCAAGUGGUACACUGAGUGUUAACUUGAAGAACUAUUUAACAGCUAAUGGUCAUUACUCUUAUAAAGGUGGUCAAGGAGACGCAAACCUGAACGUGGAUAUUCCUAAGAUCAACCGAAAAAUCAAGGCUACCGGUACUUUAACUGUUUCUGGAUCUCAACAUGUAGGCAAUCUCGAGCUUUUGUACGAUGCUGAGAAGGAUCCUAGCAAACGUCUCAAAGUUUCUACUGUAUCUGAUAUCACAAAGACGUCCGUAGACACGAAGAACGUGAUAGAGUUCUUGAAAUACAAGUUGGAAGCUAACGCCAAAGGUCAGUUACAAGGCACCCUACAGGAUGGCCAGUUACAACUAGAAGCUGACGUUACUUUACCCAAUGGUCGACACCUCGUGUACAAAGGAAAACGUAACAGCGCGAAGAAGGAGAACAAAUAUGAUAUACGCGUGUCGAGUGAAUUGGCAGAUUACGAACAAAAGGGUGGACCAUCGAGGAAAUUCAUUUACGAUACUAACAUACAAGAUCUUGAUCUGGUGGCGAUAACGUUCAAAGGCAACGCUAACUUGAAGUACAUCAAUAAGGACGGAAAGGAUGUGCGAUUAACAUGGAGUGGAAAGAACGUGGAACAAGCGGAUAAGGGAAAGCUGAGAGAAUUGAGCAUAAACUUGGACGGAGCGAAUAUUCCGAAGAAGCUACAAGUUCAGCUUGGCUGCGUUCAUGAUGCCAAUACUGGAACGUACAACGUCGAGUCGUCUGUCGGAGAUGAUUUCUCGUUGGCGAGCAAGGUAAAUCUAAGACACGGAAACAAUGUCGAUAAACCAUACAGAGCGGAUUGUGAUCUGGAAAUGAAAUUGCCUAGCGAAAAGCUCCAAAACCUGAAGCUCGAGCUGUCCUCAAGUAUGUUGGACUCUGAUGAGGCGGAUAUCAUGAAAGCUACAGAUAACAUAAAGCUAACAUACAACAACGAUCACAAGAUCGAAUUAAAUUCAGAAAUCGAGCUGAAAGGAUUAAAUAAGGACAUGGAAGGUCCCAGCGAAGGUCAAGGAAGACUUACUUUGGACAUUGUGAAUCUCCCUCGUAUACAAUUAUCGAGCAACUAUAAGUACAAUCCAACGCCAGAGAAGAAGACAGCUAUGGUGAAUUUAGAUGGCCAGUUUGGAGAGAAGGCAAUUUCGUUUAGAUCUGAUAACGAAUACCUUCCUACAGUUUCUAUCGUCAACAUCAAGGCUAAAGCCAACUUACUCCAUGAGAAAUUGCGCAACGUUGAUUUGCAACUCGCUUACAAGAGACUGAAAGAAGAAAACAAGCUAACAAUCGACAGUAAAGCAGUUGCUGACGGUAACAAAUAUACUCUGAAUGGUGAAAUGCAGUAUUUGGACACGAGCAGUCUGUUCCAUGUAACAUCUGCAUGUCCGAAUGGAAAAACCGAGAUAUUCUCCAAAUUCCAAAAGCUAAAUGAGAAGGAAUACAAAGGUGAAUGGAUAGUGGACACUCCUAAAGGAUUCGCGAAGGCUGAUGCGCAUGUGGAUCUCGAAAGCAUCGACAAUUUCGUGAUUAACGCGAACUUUGAUAGCGACAAAAUCAAACACCGCAAGAUCCAUGCUGAAAUCGCCAACAAACCAACACCAAAGAACGGCAAGCUCAUCACCAUGGCUGUGACCAGCGAUGGCAAGAACAUCGUAACUGGGAGGUACAUGUUGUAUUAUAUAUCCAGCACAAACUACAAGCGUCGCGAUGAGGAUGGAAAGAUCGUGGUGGAGGGCAAUGGAAGCAUGAAGGUCGGCGAUGAUACAAGGAGCUCCUCCUUCAAAUAUACUCGUCAACAAUUGAGUCAAGAAAAAGAUGGAGAAGUUGGCGUGGCAAUAGUGUUGAACGUGAAUUUCGAGCCAUCUGCCAUCGUGGGUGAACUAAAACUAUCGAACAAAGAGCUGCAUGUGUUCAAUAGCUACUGCGAGCAGAACAAGGACUGCGCUCAGUUCAAACUUCAAUCGAUUAUGAACGUAGAACAGAAAAAAUUACUAAAACAUCAAGUAACGGUAGAAGUCGAUCUGAAGAAGUUCAACGUACCUGUAGAAUUCGGUCUGAAGACCAGGACGGAGUUGAAAAACCCGAUAUUCGACCACAAAACGAAUCUCUAUCUCCAUUCUUCAAAGGACAAGACCGAAUACACUUAUCAAUUAUACAUUCAUCCCAAAGAAGCUGCUUCCAUUGUAUCUUUGCCUUCCCGUGAAGUAGCUGCCAUUUUCACAUACGAUCUACCUAAGACCAAACAGACCGCGUCAUACAAGGUCGACGCGUCUCUUUAUCUGGACAGAAAGAACAAACCAUCUGAUAAGACCAGUUUGUCUGUCAAUGGAGACAUUAAUAUCGACAAGAACAGCAUGUCCCUUAAUGGGGAAACAAAAUUCUCGUAUCCAACGCAGUCCAAGGACAUGGUAGUGAAAGGAAAUGUGCAGUGUAACAAGGAGCAACAACUAUUGAACGCUAAUUUGGACAUAGACGUGUUCGCCAAGAAAAGUCAGAAGAUCACGAUUGCGGUGAAUGUGCAAAACCAAGAACUUCCAGAAGGCAGAAACCUGACCAGUUCGGUCGAAGUGAAUAGCCGUGGCCAGCAAUUGAAGCUCGAUCUGAAAUCUCAUUUGACAAUAUCUACCAAACAAAUAGGAUUCGGCAAUUUCUUCACCUACAAUGACGUGAAACAAAAACCAAAAACUUUGGGUGCUCUUUUCUCUGCUGAUACAAGCCAUGUUUAUCUGUUUGUCACUUUACCUGAUAAAGAACUGAUCAAGGAUGAUUGGAAGCUGGAUAUCUCCAAGAACAAGCAAAAAAUAUACAGAGAACUGUCUCUUUUGGGCGAGGCUCCUCGCGUUAUGAGUUACGAGGCCAAUAACUUGAACCCAUUCAAGUUUGAAACAUACUUCAAAGGUAACCCUAAGGUCAAAUUUAGCGUCAACGGACAAGUUGUUCUUGGUCAACUGGCGGAGAUCCAUGGGAAUGCUAUCAUAAAUGGGGCGAAGAAGGAGCUAUUCCACGGUUUGGUUCAUUUGGACGAGAAACAAUUCCUGAAACCCGAUUUUGGUUUCAACAAAGAAAAUGUUGCCGAGUUAGUGGAAAUUAAGAAAAAUAAGAUUCUCGAGCUUGUGAAGAAAUUAAAAGACGUCGACGACUACGCAUUGAACCAAGUGAAAGCAGAAGGCACAGACUUCAUCGAACAUCUGAAGAAGGCGCAACCAAAUAUGAAGCCACUUUUAGAUUAUUAUCAAACAGAAUUGAACAAAAUAAAGGACGAACUCAAUGCUGACGAGAGUAUCAAAGAAAUCCAGGCUACCUUGAACAAAUACUUUGGCGUCCUUGUGACAGCUAUCACGGAGAUGAUGAAAGAAAUUGCGAAAGGUCUGGAUAAACUUCAAGAACAAUUAACCAACAUAACGGCCAACCUAAAGGAAGCCAUUAAGUCGAUUUGUCCUAAAUUGAAACAAUCAUACGAAAAGAUAUUCCAUCAAGCUAUGGAUAUCCUCGAGACCUUGGCAAAACUCGCCAAUAUUUAUCUUAACGCGGUUCUUGACUUGAUAAAUCAGCAUCAAAAGGAAAUAAAUGAUACCAUAGGUUUAGUCUCUGGAAUAGUUCAAGACUCCGCGAAGGUUGUAUUGAUAGCAUUGGAACAGGCCAAACGAAGCGUCGAAGAAUUCUAUACUUUGCUGAUGAACGAACUGAAGGCCCUGCCUGUUUACGAAGUGCUGAAGGAGAAAUUGGAAGAUCUGAAGAACUUUGAGAUACCGCAAACUGUUCUGGUUCCGAUCGAAGAACUGUGCAGGGUCACAAAGAGUAUUCUGCCUACUGCGGAAUUACAGCAUCUUGUCGACAGCAUUUGCCAGUAUGUUUUCAAGCAUAUCAAACAAGAGAAGGUCGACGAGGCGAACGAACUGAAGAAGAUCUACUCGCAACUCUCGUCCGCAAUUCAAUCAGUUCUGACUCUGUUGCAAAAACAGUCUUCGUGGGGCAACUUGCUCUCUUUCGUUCAAGUCCAACCACUCGAUUUCACUCUUUUGUCCAGACUCCCAGGCAUUUCCGCCAUCCAAUCCUCUGUUGUAAAUCUCUUACGUAACAGAGAGCUACCGACGCCUUUGGAUCUGUAUCGCGCUUACAGGCCGACCGCUCAUCUAAAAGAUCUCAUACCACCCUUCAGCAAAUCAGGAGUCGUCACUCAUGGAGGACACUUCUUCACGUUUGAUGGACGUCAUUUGAGCUUGCCGGGUACCUGCACUUAUGUUCUAGCACAAGAUAUGCAGGAUGGAAAUUUCUCUGUCAUAGCAAACUUCAAUGAAGGAAAUCUGGUCAGCAUCACGGUUACCGAGCUGAAAGAGAGCAUCACCCUCAAGAGCAAUGGAAACAUCCUGAUGAACAACAAACCGGCCGAGUUCCCAACGAGCACGAAGAAUCUGCACGCUUAUCUCUUCCCACCAUUCAGUAACAUCAAGUCCGAUUAUGGUGUCCGAGUUACAUGCUCCAAUAAAUCACCUAUGAUUUGCGCCGUCCAUGUUUCUGGCUUCUACUUGGGUAAACUCCGUGGAAUCCUUGGCGAUGGCAACAACGAGCCAUACGAUGAUUUUACUCUGCCCUCCGGAAAGAUCACCGAAAGUGGAUCAGAAUUUGGAAACGCGUACAAGCUAAAGGGUGAAUGUCCAGAAGCGACUGCAAUGGACCACAAAAACCACGCUCCAAUCUGUACCGACUACUUUACUAGCUCCAAUUCGCCUUUGAAAUCUUGCUUCAAUAUCGUCAAUCCAGUACUGUAUCGCGAAGCUUGCGAUCAUGCGACCGCCGUUAAUACACCAAACGGAGCUUGCAUAAUUGCCACAGCUUAUCACUAUGCUUGUUACGAGCAAGGCGUCAUGAGCACUCAGCUUCCAACGUCUUGUGUGAAUUGCAAGGUAGGAGCAAACGAAAUCGAGGUAGGCGACACGUUCAGCGUGAUAGUUCCGAAGAAAGAGGCUGACAUUGUUUUCGUAGUCGAACAACAGACACCGAACGACAAAAUCUACAAAGAGAUGAUUGUUCCUUUGAUGUCUGAGGUCAGGGAGGAAUUGAAACAACAAGGAAUUACAGAUGUACACAUUGGACUUAUUGGAUUCAGCGAGAAUAUGAAGUGGCCACAACACUAUACGUUGAAUGGCGACACCAACAUUGACGGUGAGGUAAAGAACAUGAAGUUCCACGAAAAGAAACCAGCAGUUACUUGGCAGGAAGCAAAGACGGGCGAUACGGAGAAGAGGCUUAAUUAUUUACGCCAGAAAUUGGACGUCGAGCUGGGUACAUUCAAGUUGACCGACGCUUACGAGACUGCGAUUCGAUAUCCCUUCAGACCUGGUGCGGCCAAAGCUGUGAUCGCAGUGAUCGCGAACCCUUGUGAGAAGAGUCCUUUCCCUAUUUCGUUGCAACAUCUCAGGCUUUUGCUUGGUCACAAGAUAUAUCGUGAUUUGGGGCUCACCUACUACCAUGUGUCGUAUCCCGAAGAGCUGCUCGUCUCGGGCAAACCUCUAAAGAAUAUCGUCGGAUACGACCAAGACAGCGUGUACACGUUCGCUGACAGCAAGAAGAAGCCUCUUACCGGAAAUACCGACAUGAAGAGCAAUCUCUCACCGGCGGUCAACGACGUCUGCGCUGACUUUGCGGUAUCUUCUGGUGGUGCUGCGUUCAGUUCUAACAACUUCUUGGAAGCCAAGCCGAACCAGAAGAAACAAUUCGUCCAAGUAGCGGCAAGAAGGGUCGUCGAUGGACUCAUUAAUUUAGAACUCCAGAAAGAUUGCUCAUGUAACUACCAGUAUGGUAUGGUCGGUCGCCCUCAGUGCAAGAUCAUAGGCCGCAAGGAAGUUCCGAGACCCGCCAAGGGAGGAGCGAAGGCAGGUUAAGGCGAAAUUUUCGCGCAGACUAUCAUUACUAAUUAAUUUAGGUGUAUCGUGUUUGUUUUCUAUAUUUGUAAACGAAUGAAGAUCGUUAGCGCUUCCCAGCGA